Trichomycterus rosablanca is the source of this 2182-nucleotide messenger RNA. It is a transcript of the gene zmynd10, whose product is annotated as zinc finger, MYND-type containing 10. The record is from RefSeq and is a predicted model, not a curated record. Lineage: Eukaryota; Metazoa; Chordata; Actinopteri; Siluriformes; Trichomycteridae. Gene Ontology annotation, biological process: outer dynein arm assembly; inner dynein arm assembly; motile cilium assembly. Bases 127 to 1482 code for a protein of 451 amino acids. Gene Ontology annotation, cellular component: cytoplasm; centriolar satellite. The transcript has 12 exons.
CAGGAGUACGCUGGUGUGUUGUGAGUUGUAAUUACGGUCGAACUGAACAAACUCUUUAGAUUUUUUACAUUUUAGGUUGAGUUUUGUGUUUGCUGGUUCUUCGGCUACGUGUAAGCUGCAGUACUGAUGGAUUCUCUGCUUAUACAUGGAGAGGCUGAAGGUUUUAUUCAAAGUUUAGAAAAAGUAGCGUUGCGUGAUGUUGGGAGUCCCAAAUGGUUUCGUCAACAUGAAUACACUGAGAAACUCAACAUGCAAGCAAUACUUCAUGCAAACGCAAAUCAAGAGGAGUUCAUCAAAGACCUUAUUGUGUCACUUGCAAAGAUACCCACAUUGGUUCAUGGAAUGAUAGUCGUGGAAAUUUGGAAACAGAAAGUGUUCCCUAUUUUAUGUAAGCUUCAGGACUUCACUCCAAAGAGCACUUUCCCUCUGUACAUGGUGAUUCAUCAUGAGGCUACAAUAAUAAACCUUCUAGAAACAAUUAUGUACCAUAAGGAAUCGUGUGAAGCAGCAGAGGAUGCUGUUGUGGACCUUGUGGAUUACUGCCAUCGUAAAUUGACUCUGCUGGCUGGACGCUGUUCCCGAGGAGAGUUCCCUACUGAAGACAGAACCUUACAAACAGAACUCUCAGAACUAAACUCUGUACAGGAUCUACAGAAUCAUAGCAGCAUGUUAGAGUUUGAUAUCUCUCUGAAGGCUCUCUCGGUGCUGCGCUACAUUACUGAUCAUGUAGAAAGUUUGAAUUUGAGUGUGGUGACAAGGAUGCUGAACACGCAUAACUUGCCCUGUGUACUAGUUCAGCUUGUAGAUCAUUGUCCCUGGAGCAUUAGAACUGGAGGUAAACUGAAGAAGUACGAGGAGGGAAAAUGGAGGGAGGUCCCUGCUGAGGAUCGACUUAAGAUGACCAAACUGGACGGUCAGGUGUGGAUCGCUUUGCUUAAUCUGCUGCUUAAACCAGAAUGCCAACGGAAAUAUGAUUUAAACAACUUCAACAAAAGCCAGCUUUUAAAGCUGCGUGGGUUUUUGACAGAAGUUGUUAUAGAUCAGCUACCGAACCUUGCUGAUCUGCAGCGUUUCCUCAGUCACCUAGCUGUUACAGACACCGCACCUCCAAAAAAAUACCUCAUAAUUGAGCAGCUACCAGAAAUUUGGAAUGACAUUAUCGCUGAGAAUUCUGGGAAGUGGAAAGCCAUAGCCAAACACCAAGUGCUGAAAGUGUUCAACCCAUCUGAGUGUGAGCUGAGAGAACAAGCAAACAGGUUGGCUGAGACUUAUAAUCUUGAUGUAAUGGAGAGUCUUAUCCUGGAUAAGCCAAAAUGUGGUGCAUGUGGAGCAGUGGGAGUCAAGCGUUGCUCCCGCUGUCAAGGAGAGUGGUACUGCAACAGAGAGUGUCAGGUGAAGCAUUGGCCCAAACACAAAAUCACAUGCCAGAUGAUAGCAGAGGCCACUGAGAAACUUCAGAAGGAGCUGAACAUUAAGAAAUGAGGGAUGCCACGGCUUACUCAUGGGAAUCAAAUGAAACAACAUUUCCUGUGUCAGAGAAAAGAACAGAACUACUGUCUGUUUAUGAACUGCCUGUGAACUUUGUAGCAUGGGUUGCUAUGGUUAUGAUGGGAAUUGUGGAAGAGGACGAGCUGAUAUUUGCUGUAAUUAGCCUAGUCUAUGUCAAUCUAAAAAACCCUGACUCAAACUAUGCAAACUAUGUAAGAGGUGAUAAUAUUCUUUUGCAACUGCAGCUUUGAUUUUUGCUGAGCACAUAGGGUUGGUAGGGUUGCCUCAACACUUUGAAUAAAAUAGAGUGUUUUACUUGUUUAUUUUUUGCAGUAAAGGUUUUAAUACUAUUAUCUUCAUUUAACACAGAACAUGUAUCACCACAAUCUGUCUGAUUUGAAAGCCUUUGCUUUCUUACAUUGAAGGUUGGAAUUAAACCUUUAACUUUUGUUCAUUCAUUUACAGUAACUGCUUUAUCCUGUCAAAGUCGUUCUGAUCCAAAGCUAACCUGGAAACAAUGAUUGUAGUGUGUAAGUAAUAAUUAAGGCACAGGAAAUGCUUGAAAGUGUAGUGUAGAAAAAAAUACACUUUCAGUUUAACAGUGCUUCUUUUACUUACCAGGCAAAGUAUUUGGACACCCGACCAUGAGCUUGUUGGGCAUCCCAUUCCAAAAAUAAAAUGGUAUUAAAAUAGA